Schizophyllum commune H4-8 is the source of this 615-nucleotide messenger RNA. RefSeq lists its product as uncharacterized. The transcript has 2 exons. The record is from RefSeq and is a predicted model, not a curated record. Bases 138 to 350 code for a protein of 70 amino acids. NCBI's taxonomy places the organism in Eukaryota, Fungi, Basidiomycota, Agaricomycetes, Agaricales, Schizophyllaceae.
CGGGGUGUCACGCACGUGGGCCUCGUCGCGAGGUCGUCAUCGCCAAGCGCCUCACCAGGUCACUGCCUUCGCGCAGCCUUUUCUGAUUCACUAUAUAGCGCAGCACCUCUUCCCAAACCACACCGAACACGACUACCAUGAGCCCCACGCCCACCUACCCACCUGCGUCUACCGCCACUGCGCCGGCGAACCCCGCGCCUGUCGCGCAGCAGCCAGGCGCCAACACGGGCAUGUCUGUGUCUCGCGAGGCGCAGAACCAAGAGCAGAAGGCAGAGAGAUUGAGGGGUGGAUGCAUUCCGCUUCCUAACGGCGGUCGCUGCUGGAUCAUCCCCAUCCCCUGCUGCUGCUAAGCGCUUGCGGAGUUAUACAUACUCCCCGCUGCUUUACGACCCAUGAUGCCAGAGAUUCCGACGGACCAAUAUAUGUUGUUCAAUUGCAAUGUCAGCCUCGCUUGCCCAAACAAACUUUAUCCCCUCAAUCAGGAUUGAGGAUACUGCAGGAUGGAAUAACGUGUCUAUUUGCCAAAUGGCUAUCAGACGCCUAGCUCAGAAUCAGCGCAUCUUGGAUAUAGCUCAUAGCCGGCCGUAUAUGAUCUGCUGAGUGUUUGAUCCAGCA